AUGACGGAAAAUGCCAAAAGGAAAGCUGCACCGACCGACGGUCAGUCGGGGCAGCAGUCCAAGAAGAAGAAGACAGGGAAUGCAGGGAAAUGGAAGACUCCCCAGCACGAGGCAAAAGCUGCGCAGCACCAGGAUGCCAGCAUCCAGCCAGGCGACGCCGGCAUCUGGGUCACUUGCGCCAGACACCAGGAGCUGAGGGCAGCGAGGGAGAUUGAAGUACUGUUCGCCGAGUAUGCCCAGAAAAUGUACGGCAUAAAAGGCGUGCAUGAUACCGAAGACACGGACGGGGAUGACGCCGAGGACGAUAUUGAGGCCGCCAUCCAAAAGGAGCUGGCAGCCCUGGACGCGAAGGGGACCGGCAGCGCCACGGCGGGGGGGCAAAAUCUGACUCCAAUCAAGAUGAGCGUUGACUGCCUGCUGUUCGUCAAAACCAGACCCCCCAUCGACCCGGUCGCCUUCGUGCGCCGCAUCUGCGAGGACGCAGAGAGCCGCUCGGAUCCCAGCCAGAUGAGAUGCCGCUACGUCAACCGGCUCACCCCGGUGACGGCCACCGCCAAGGCCACCGAACAAGGGCUCGUCGAGCUCGCUAAGGAGGUCCUUGGCCCUUUCUUUGACCUGAGCGGGAAGCGAUCGGGCGCGGCGGCCGUCGCAAAGGACGUUGAGGCGGUAGCCGAAGGCUCAGAAGCUCGCAACGGCGAAGGUGAAUCGGGGGGCAGUCCCCCUGAACCGAAUACAGAGGCAGCCAGCGGCCAUGAGCUCCCUGCUCCACCCCCAAAAAACCAGGGGUUCACGUUUGCUAUCCGGCCGACGAUCCGCAACCACAGCAACUUGAAGAGGGACACUGUCAUCAACUCGAUCGCGGCCCUCAUCAAUGAUGACCGCCACAAAGUCAACCUAACCACACCAGAUAAGGUGAUACUCAUUGACAUUUACCAGGCCGUAUGCGGAAUGAGCGUCGUGGACGGCAACUGGGAGGAGCUCAAACGGUUCAACCUAACUGAAUUGUACAGUCAAGCGAGGGCAGUCCCAGGCGCUGCGAGCUCUCGCGAAUGA
Canariomyces notabilis is the source of this 1053-nucleotide messenger RNA. RefSeq lists its product as uncharacterized. The transcript is spliced from 5 exons. Gene Ontology annotation, biological process: tRNA modification. The record is from RefSeq and is a predicted model, not a curated record. Bases 1 to 1053 code for a protein of 350 amino acids. Lineage: Eukaryota; Fungi; Ascomycota; Sordariomycetes; Sordariales; Chaetomiaceae. Gene Ontology annotation, molecular function: RNA binding.